AUGGAAUACAGCGAUGCUGAUCCAUCGUUUCGCGCUCGAUUUGUCGAGCCGAAAUUUGAUCCCAAUUUAUUCAUUCAAUCGAUUGCAUCGCAAUCGAUUGGAAGUGAAGGAUUAGUUAAUAUGAAACGACGAAUGUAUUUAAUCUCAAGUGAAGCAAAAACCGACUUGAAAUACAAUGCCUUUCGGAAUCACACAAAAUUCAUUGAAACAGCAAAGCAAGUGGCUGCAUUGGAAUCCGAAGUUUAUCAAUUACAAUCCUUGUUAGCCGAUGAAAAACAACUAUUAAGUACAGUGAAAGAAUCACUGACUAUCGAAGCGAAGUCGGAUUCGUCUGCAACAUUGGAAACGGAUGCAUGUCAAUCACUUCUUCGUCAUUGUCAAAGUUUAGAUCUUGUUUCUGCUAAUCCAGAUCGUCGUCUGAUUUAUUCUGGUAAACUACUUGAAGUUAAACUCGAUCCGUCUACGAAAGUACCAUCAUCGUCACAUACAACACAACCCUGCUACGGUCUUCUUUGCACAGAUUGUUUCGUCAUUGCUAAAUCAUCGAAUAUUCGUACAGCAACCGCCUACGAUGUUGACCAAGUAAUAAAACUUCAACGAAAUUCCUUAAACACAAGCGAUAACGAUGCUCACAAACAAUAUUCAUCGUCAUCAGUUCGAAUUAUUAACGUUAAAGAUGAUGUUCUUCGCAAUGCAUUUACAAUUCAAUACAACACGGAUACGAUAACCAUGAUGUGCGAAAGUGCUCAAAUCAAGAAGAAUUGGAUCGAACUAUUUGAGAGUUUAUUUUACACACGCAUGCGCCGACUGUCUCGCAUUGCUUCAUUUCAAACUGAACAGGAACAAGUUUUUCAAGAGGAAUUCUUUGCUGAAGAUUGGAUAACGACUACUGAAGAGAAUUUGACCAUACUCUUAGCGGAACGGAAUCUUCAGCAAGCUUUGAAACUCAUUCUCCAAGCGAGAAAAUACGCCAAAGACUUUCUCUCGCAGCAUAAACAACAAUCACUACCAUUCGUGGAUGAUUACAUAAAAAAUAUUCAAGAAAAGGAACAAGACUUGCGUCGAAUCGUGGAGAAAGAAAUUCUUUCCAUGUGCGAACAUGGUUGUUCAACAAAUUUGCUAAAACACUAUUACCAACGAAUAGAAAUUUUGAAACAACUAGGAUAUGUUCCCAAGGCUUGUGAUCUGUUCUUCACAAUUCAAUUCUCGUUGAUGAAAAACACGUUAAAACAAACGAAAAUCGAAGAACUAAACGUUGUUUUCGUUGAAAACUUCGCCAAUACAUUUUUUACGCGUUUAGUCGACAGUUACUAUGAAUUCGUUCAAAUAUUCAAAGAUCAACGUUCGACAUUUACGAAGUUCAUCGUCUGGAUGUCGAAUGAAAUCGAAAAACUGAUCACCAUCCUUCACAAUCAGCAAUACAUCGGCACGAAGAACUUCACGUUUUCUAUGCGAAACAUCGAUAUUUUAUUCACGAAGGCCGAGGAAUUUUCAGUGAAAUUAAUCGACGUAAAGUUCAUUCUCGAAGAACAACUCGAACAAAUCUUGACACAAAUCAUUCGCUCGCAGAAAGAAUUUAUCAUUGACAGUUUAAGGCAACGACAUCGCGAUGAAAAAUGGAUACCAGUGACAUUCCAAACUCACGAUCGAUUAAAUCAAUUAUUCUACGAAUUUCACGAACUAGGAAUCGAAGGGAACACACUUCUCGAGCCUUUCAUUAUCGAGGAACAAACAAGUGAUGUUUUACAGAUUGAUUUAGCACCGAGCACACUACAAUUUACUAAAGCGUACUUAACAUUCGCACGUGAUUUAUUCAAAGUUUAUUAUACGUCGAUAAAUUAUGCUAUUGUCGAAGCAUUGGUCGAAUUGAUCAAACUUCAUUUGAAAUACUACGAACGAACUUUGAAGAAAACCAAUGAUAUGAAUUUGAAAAAGUUCAUCAUGAAAAAUGUUGAAUUUUCCUUGAAUUAUCUCUUUCGUUAUGUAGAAGAACUCUACACGCCGAAAAUCGGCAUUGCAACCAAACAUUUAACGAAGGUCUACGGCAAACUUAAUAAACUACGAAACCUUGCGGAAGCCUAA
Messenger RNA from Adineta ricciae, 2082 nucleotides. Lineage: Eukaryota; Metazoa; Rotifera; Eurotatoria; Adinetida; Adinetidae. The record is from the annotation of a GenBank genome assembly.